This is a messenger RNA of Phragmites australis (common reed), 2308 nucleotides long. RefSeq lists its product as uncharacterized. The transcript has 2 exons. The coding region runs from base 1087 to 1887 and encodes 266 amino acids. The record is from RefSeq and is a predicted model, not a curated record. NCBI's taxonomy places the organism in Eukaryota, Viridiplantae, Streptophyta, Magnoliopsida, Poales, Poaceae. Gene Ontology annotation, cellular component: mitochondrial large ribosomal subunit; mitochondrial ribosome.
UACAAUGGAAAUGCUUAUUUGAACCUAUGAUUUAUCUCUUGCCUUAGGUUUACAAUGGAAAUGCAUAACUGGUACAAAAGCUUUUGUCCUACUGCUGUUGAGCGCAUGAUAGGGAGGAUGAACUAGCUAUUUGUUAAUUCUAUACGUACUUUGUAUUUCUCUUUUGUGAUAUCUUUCCCCUGGGUUCGUCCUAUAUUGUUGUAUGGCAAGCAUGUGGCUUAAGUUCCAUAUCGAUUAUGCAUUUGCGCUGUAUUUUUGCUAUGUCUUGACUUGGGUAGCAUUUGGCAUAAGUUUUAGACAAUUAGAACUUUGCCUGGGGCUGGGCGGAAUCUUGAUUCCCACACUGCAACCGCCCAUGCUGUCCUACCACUACAUAGCCGUUUCCAACAGACUCUUGCCGUCCUGCGCAGCACAGGAUGCCUCCGGAUGUAGAGUCGUACACCUGCACAUCGCCCCACAACAUUCUGCACCUCCUGAGCCUCCACUGCAAACCUACUCUGGUGAUCUGGCCUACCCCCCUGCCACUGCCCUCUACUCGCACUACGCUUCCUCCGCCGCCCUUCUCCAGCAGUGCAGCAGCAGCACAUUGCCCCCAGCUGCAGCCGCACGCUGACGCAGACGUCUCCUCCGACCUGUCUAGCUGCAGCCGCACACUGAUGCCUCAUCCGGCUGCUAUUGAACUUGUAAUGUAACUAUGAACAAUGUAAAUGGGAUAUUUGGAUCUAUCGUUCUUGAUAUGCUGCCUCAUCGUAUAUUCAUCUCUGUAGAUUACGUUUUCUUAUUGUUAGCUAGAGUUUUGAAUUUAUAGCCAGAGAUUCUGCUUGAUAUUUCCUGUGUGGAUUUAUUCACAUGCUGUUUUCUAUUGUAUAUAAUCAGCAUUUAGUGUUUCUAUUGCAUAUUCUUUUGACGUGGUUCAAGAACAUCUUAUUUUAUAUUCUACAUUCAUCCAUUGCAGCUUAAUUGUUUUAUUGGAUCCUACCUGGUCUUUUUGAUUAACUGCCUGCAUGAAAAUUCUAUAUUUCACUAAGAUAUGCGCAAAAGUCAACCUAGUUACAUAUUUCUGAUUCUUGCAGAAGAGGCGGUCGAAUGGCUUCCAGUGCACCAAAUAUCGUGUUUUGGCGUCUCUUCAAGACACUAACUGUAAGCCCUGCAUUGGCAUCUGGUGUGGCCAGCCAGCAUCACCAGCUUCAACAGCAUGCACCAGUGAGUGGCACAGCCAAGGGCAAAGCUAAGCUCAAAUCAGGCCAGCCUUUGAAGCGUUCCUCCAUAGCAAAGAAAGGUACACCUUCAACUGGCGGGGGUGGUGGCAGUGGCCGUGGUCGUCGUGAGGCCAUUGAGCGCAUCACUCAGAUUUCAGAGUCUUGUCUCAAUGCCCCUACUCCCCUGCGGCACUUGUCCCCCAAGGAGCAUCUUCGUGAGGCCAAACGUGAGGAGCUUGGACUCAUCUCGAAGGAGAGGCAACGUGAGCUUGAUAUGGCCAAAGCUAAAGCUAAAGCCAAAUCCAAAGGUACUGGUGGAGAUGAUGGGGGCCGCGUGUUGAUGGGUCCACCAGGCCUAGACUAUAUCAGUCUUGGGCUAGUUGAUGAGGAGGCAAUCCCCAAAUAUGAGCUCACAGUCGAGGAUGGUCGGCGACUUGCCAAAGAGUGCAGUCGCGUGUUAAUGAGGCGGCACCGUGCACGGCAAACAGCGGAGUCAACGCUUCUGAGGCUCAAAAAGGAGGCCAUUGCUGCACUCCCUGAGAAGCUGCAAGCUGCUGCUAUGGUACCUGACAUGACACCUUUCCCUGCAAAUCGGUACAUGGCAACACUCACACCACCAAUUGAAGGAUAUAUUGAAAAGGUGCGGGAUGCUGCCAAGAAGUACUCUGUGAAGGAGAAACUUCGCUGAGAAAUUCAAGGGACAAAAGUGUCUCCACAUGAGGUGAAAGAAUAUGUAAGGUAAUAUAGAAGAGCAGCCUUCACAGACUGUAUCUUUGCAUAGGCCACAAUUGUAAGGUAAUAUAGAACAGCAGCCUUCACAGACUGUAUCUUUGCAUAGGCCACAAUUGCCUUCAGGAAUCCCGAAUUGAAGAGCAGCCUUGCAUCGGACUCGCUGAUCUGUUUCCUUUGUCAGAUUUUUGGAUGCGACGCUAAUGCGUAGUUGUAGCUAGACUGUCAAUUUCCCUUGCGGAUUUAGGAUGCUUGCUGUUGACAGCCACUUCUUUAAUAAAGGCGUCAAGCAUUGAGCUUGAAGAAUCUGACACCUCACAAAUAACUCAUAGCAUUGUCAUGUUCUAAUUUCCGCCUAGACCUUGCUUUCAUUUUUUUUU